CGAUUCACGCUUGCGGACAGACAUUCACCAAACCAAGUUCCUCUCGACCGACGCACCUAUAUGACAUACACCACGUUCCGACGUCGCUUCCCGGCAUUCCAGUUACAGAAAAAUCGUGAAGUUUUAUCGGAAAGGCGUUGAUCGAUAGUUUAAUUAAAUUAUAUUUGUGUGUGUGUUAGAUAAAAAAUGGUCAAAGAGGUGAAGGCUCUUGGCAGUCCUUGUGGAAAAAUGAUUACCUCGAGGUACCUUGUAGCCUCUCUGGGUUCAACAGGACUUGGGAUAAUCUACGGUUUAAAGGUUAACCUUCACGUAGCCAUUGUGAACAUGGUCAAAACGCAAUACCCGCCUGAGGGCGAUAACUAUCUGGAAAACAAGCUACUAGAGGACACUUGCGCUGAAGAAUUUGCUUCAAAUUCCACGAAUAGUGACAUAAAUUUAGAAGUAGGCGGUUUCGAAUGGUCGAGCACGGUUCAAGGUUUCCUGCUGAGCGCCUACUUUUGGGGCUACAUAGUCGCCCAAAUUCCGGGCGGAAGGAUAGCGGAACUCUUCAGCGCCAAAUGGGUGAUGUUUUUUUCAGUAGCCAUCAACGUAAUUUGCACCCUUUUGACCCCCAUCAUGGCCAACAUUCACUAUACCGCGUUGAUCGCUAUGAGAAUAGGGGAGGGAAUAGGCGGUGGGGUGACUUUCCCCGCGAUGCACGUUAUGUUGGCGCACUGGGCACCACCAAACGAGAGAAGUGUGAUGAGUAGCAUUACGUAUGCAGGGACGGCCUUAGGCACUGUGGUAUUUAUGCUAGUAUCUGGCAUAAUAGCAGGCACUAUAGGUUGGGAGGCUGUAUUCUACAUAGAAGGAGGUACUAGUUUUCUAUGGUUACUGGUUUGGGCAGUAUUUGUAGAAGACACUCCACAAACUCAACGGUUUAUCACAGAAGAAGAAAGGAGUUUCAUAAUUUCUGCUUUAAGCCAAGGAAAGUCCAACACUAAACAAGAAGGAAAAUACGAGGUACCCUGGAGGUCGGUGCUGACUUCACCAGCUUUCCUAGCAAUUUUGGUGGCGCACACUUGCUCUAACUGGGGCUGGUACAUGGUUCUGAUAGAACUCCCACUUUACAUGAAAAACGUUUUGCAUUUCAAAAUAUCCGAAAACGCAGUGUUGACAGCUCUCCCGUUUUUGUGCAUGUGGUUGUUCAGCAUGGUACUCAGCAAAACUUUGGAUACGCUUCAAGAAAAGAAGAUAAUAAAUACGACGAUGGCUAGGAAAAUAGCGACGGGUUGCGCCAGUAUCGUACCGAUGAUUUGCUUCAUUUGUUUGGGAUACAUCCACUGCCAGAGAACGCUAGCCGUGGCGCUGAUGACGGUCGCCGUCAUGUUCAUCGGUGGAAUGUUUUGCGGAUUUUUGUCCAAUCACAUUGACAUAGCUCCGAAUUUUGCUGGAACUUUGGUAGCUUUGACCAAUACCGUUGCUACCAUACCCGGAAUCAUUGUACCGGUAUUCGUUGGCAGACUAACGACAUAUGACAAAUCCGUGCGGCCUUGGCGCGCCAUCUUCUGGACGACGGUGGUACUGUACGUAGUCGAAAUUUUCGUCUAUAUGAUAUUUGGUUCGGGGGUGGAGCAGCCUUGGAAUAAGAUAGAAGAAUCGCCGGGCGAGACGCAGCCGUUGAAACCGAAGAUUGAAGAGACGAAGCAAAAUAGCAGGGAGGAAGCAGACAAAUCGUCGGUUUAAAUUUAAAGUAGAUAAUCUUUUUUUUUUUACUUAUACUUAUUCGUGAAGAAAUUAAAUUCCUAGAUUUUUGUACCAUUAGACGAUUUUAUGUUGUUACGUAUAGAUAAAUACUAUUGAUCAAUAUUACCAAUUGAAUGUUUAAACAAUUUUUUCGAAUGCCUCUUUGUAACAAUUUAAGCUUAUUUAAGGUUUAUUGCAAUUUUAAAUCAGUAUUAUGACGUUGAGACUGAUUCUCUUUUAUCAGCAAAUAUACUUAUAUACACAUACGUAUCUAUACAUUUAUUUAAGACUUGAAAUGCUUUUUUCCUAAAUUUGUUAAAAAAAAACAUAUAUUUAUGUUUAGGUCGAUUAAUUCAAAAAAAUUGACUUUCUGGUAAAACUGGAAGUCGGCCAUUUUGUUAAAGUAUAAGAAGUGUCAAUUGGAAAUUAUGUCUAUAGUAGGUUGGUUCCAAAUUUGAUCUUAGACACACAAAAAGGAAGUAUUAACUUAGGAAUCACCCUGUAUUUAGAUGACCAGUAAAGUUAGUACUGCUCUGUGAGGAUACAGGCAAUUCACAAAAUUUUAUUGUGACCAAGAUAGCACAAAUAAGUCCAUUGGACGUUCAUUCGAUAUACAAUUUUGGAAGUAUUAAAAAUCACUUGACCAGAGCAGGUAUCGAACUCACGACACGUCCAUUAUCUUUCUGGGCAUUCAAGCGCUAGGCGACCUCGACCAAGGAGCCACUUGAAAAAUUCUUACCAGAUACGGAAUAGAAUAAGAUUUCAAACUUCUGCUGAUAGAAUGAAAUGUAAUAGAUUUAAUUUGUUAAUAUUUAAUGACCAAUUCUAUUAAAAAUAUAUGUAGAUGGGUAGGCUAAAUAAAUAAUGACCUAAGAUGGACGUCCACUGGACGUCAAAAUAAUACUAAACUUAAAAUUAAGUCCAAAAACAGACGUCUUCUGGACAUCGAUAUGCAGCUGUCAAAUUAAUGAUCAUAAACGGACGUACACUGGAUGUCCGAAUAUGGAUAUGGACGUUCGGGCCCUCAAAUGGAUCUAAAGUGGACGUCCAUUGGACUAUGUGUGUUGUCUGGGGGGAGUUGCAUGUAUAAAAAUUCGGUAUAUCUGGUAUUUAUCCUAGUAUGCUCUAAAAAUCUAAGAAAUGUACGAUUAUUAUAGCUGUAGUUUAUAGGAUGCUCAGUAAAAAGCGGGUGCUCAUUAAAACAUAUGGGAGGUUCAAGAAAAAUACGGCAUGUACAAUAAAAAAGGUAAACUUGUAGUUUAGGCGAGUUUAAAUGCGGAUGUCCGCACAUCUCUGCAUUGACGAUUAAUAUUUGAAUUUAACACCUGUCACGUUGCCGUCUUUAUAGUCCGUUGCAAGAUAAUCUAGAAAGCGCAAUGAUCUGGCAAACUCUUGACUCGUUCGCCAACAUGAUCAGAGCCGGCUUAGGUUGAGUGUUAUUUGUUCAAAUGAUAAAGAUAAUUUUUAAAAUUUAAUUUCUACAAAGUUCCUUUUGCGGUCUAAAUUGCAUUGAAAAAAAAUAUAACAUUUAUUAUUUACAAUAUGUACAUAGGAUUUUUAAUAACAUUUAAAAUACAUAAAAAAUAUAACACGCUGAGAACUUGUAUUACAAUAAAAAAAAUAAAGGUUUUAUUUUCAAACACAUGUUCAACUAAAAAAUAUAUUGAAAAUUGAAACUGACUAAAAUUAUUAAGUAUUAAUUUAAAAAGAAUAUGUUAUUUCAAUAAAUUUAUUUUGUGGUAUAGGUAAAUGAAUUUAAAAACGUCUAUAUUUCUAAAUCACUUUCACAGUCACUAAUUUCAUGUUCUGAAAUAAUAUCACUAUCAUCAUCACUAUCAUCCAAAUUUAUUCCAUCCAGUUCACUUCUGACGAUUUAUCAACAUUAUUUUAAAAUAUCUUAGUACUCCAUUGGUCAACUGUCCGAAGUCAAUUAGGAAGACAUUAAUUUUUUUAUGGACUAAUAUGCAGAUAAUUUUUAUUUACACAAUAUACAGGGUUGAGAUAAAGUAUGGAACCAAGUAAAUAUCUUUAAAACGAAAAGGAUGAUAUUUAUGAAACUUUGCAGGCAAGUACAAUGACGCAUAACGCAUCUGAUGCCAUAUUUUUUGUUACUACUGUACUCUUGGUUUCACCGGAAAUACGGGUUAGGGAUUUUUUAGAUGCGAAUUUUACAAAUCGAUGGAUUGGACGUAGAGGAUUCAUAGAGUGGCCAGCUCGUUCUCCGGACCUCAACCCGUUAAAUUUUUUUCUAUGGGGUUAUCUAAAAUCGCGUGUUUACGUUAGACGACCAACAUGCUUGCAGGAUUUAAGACAAAGAAUUAUUGAUGAAUGUGAACUAAUACGUGGAAAAGUCUUGUAAAGAGUGACUCACGAAUUUAUUAAUAGACUUGUAUAUUG
This is a messenger RNA of Psylliodes chrysocephalus, 4122 nucleotides long. The record is from the annotation of a GenBank genome assembly. Lineage: Eukaryota; Metazoa; Arthropoda; Insecta; Coleoptera; Chrysomelidae.